AUGAAAAUAUUAAUGGAAGGCCACGGAAGUCGGAAUGGAAUUUGCGAAAGAUUUACAAAACGCAAUGAAACAGAUCGAAACCACCACCCUAUCCCUCUAUUGGCUAAUGGACCAGGUACUGGCAAGAGCCGAUUCCUACAGGAGAUUCCAACUUUAUUACGUGAACAAAUCGAAAAUUAUAGGAUGUAUGCCGUAAAUGUUACCUUUGGCAACGGUACUCCUGCAAAGUCGGUAGAUGUACCUAUUGACGAAACAUCAGUCGCAUUGAGAAUUCUAUAUGAACAUUUUAUCUCCGGUGGAACUUAUGACUAUGAAAAAUUUGUGAGGAUGUGUGGCGAAAAUUAUAAAAUCACGAUUAGUGGUGCACUUGAUGUUGUUCUCAAGGAUAUUGACACUGAUAUUAGCAUGAUUAUCCUCGGCAUUGAUGAACUAAACAAUCUUCACAAAUUGUACACAGAAUUUAAAUCAACAAAAUCCACCGGAACAAUCCAAGGUCCUCUUGAAGAAAUGUUCAAGGGAUCAACUUAUCGUUAUUUACCACUUCGCCUUCUUCAGAGUCAGGAGGUACAAG
This is a messenger RNA of Funneliformis mosseae, 571 nucleotides long. The record is from the annotation of a GenBank genome assembly. NCBI's taxonomy places the organism in Eukaryota, Fungi, Glomeromycota, Glomeromycetes, Glomerales, Glomeraceae.